Dichotomopilus funicola is the source of this 564-nucleotide messenger RNA. RefSeq names its product large-conductance mechanosensitive channel. The coding region runs from base 1 to 564 and encodes 187 amino acids. The transcript is spliced from 3 exons. Lineage: Eukaryota; Fungi; Ascomycota; Sordariomycetes; Sordariales; Chaetomiaceae. Gene Ontology annotation, molecular function: DNA binding; mechanosensitive monoatomic ion channel activity. The record is from RefSeq and is a predicted model, not a curated record. Gene Ontology annotation, biological process: monoatomic ion transport. Gene Ontology annotation, cellular component: membrane.
AUGCCCCGCCUCCCCACGGACUCCGACGAUGAGCACGACGACUUCCUAGACCAAGGCCGUCGACGCGCCCGCCGCAUCCUGCAUGGCUUCAUCGACUUUGCGUUCCAGGGCAACGUGCUCGAGAUCGCGUUCGGUUUGAUCCUGGCCUCCAUGUUCACCGCCCUCAUCACAAGCCUGGUCAGCGACAUUUUGCUCCCGCCGUUGUCGGUGCUGCUGCCGCUUAAUAAGAACUUGGAGGAGAAGUUUGCGGUGCUGCAGGCGGGGCCGAAUCGGCCGGCGGGUGGGGGGUAUAAUACGCUGAAGCAGGCGCAGGAUGAUGGGGCUGUUGUUAUGGCGUAUGGGUUCUUCCUCAAUCGACUGCUAAACUUCAUGGGUGUGGGUUGCUCUCUCUACGGGCUUGCGGCGAUAUACCAGUACUUUUCCAAAGACCCCAUCAUCAAGCACACGGUCAAGUGCAGGUAUUGCCGGAAGAGGAUUAACGAAAAGGCUGCCCGCUGCGUCAAUUGCUCGAGUUGGCAAGACGGUAGGGAGGAUCUGGUUCGUGAACCGGGUCCGUCCACUUAA